Messenger RNA from Odontomachus brunneus, 2665 nucleotides. It is a transcript of the gene Nsun2, whose product is annotated as tRNA (cytosine(34)-C(5))-methyltransferase. The record is from RefSeq and is a predicted model, not a curated record. Gene Ontology annotation, cellular component: cytoplasm; nucleus. NCBI's taxonomy places the organism in Eukaryota, Metazoa, Arthropoda, Insecta, Hymenoptera, Formicidae. Bases 211 to 2436 code for a protein of 741 amino acids. Gene Ontology annotation, molecular function: tRNA binding; tRNA (cytidine-N5)-methyltransferase activity. Gene Ontology annotation, biological process: tRNA methylation. The transcript has 11 exons.
UUUUGUAUAAAAAAAAUAUGACAACAUUUGAAUAAAUCGACGUUGAGAACAAAGAAAACAACCAAUCUUUUAAUGAAAGAGAAGAAUUUAACUUUAAUUCAUCUAGUCGAACAUCGCCCAUUUUUAGUACGAUUGUGCAGACACGUGUUAGUCUCACUGCGCGCAGUUGUUUUGUGUUGAUUAACAAGAAAUACGUAUUGUGAUUGAAAAAUGGGUAAAGGAUGGAAAAAUAAACCGAAAAAGAACUUUGCUGAAAAGCGUCGCGAGAAGCAAAAGAAAAAGGAUGAAUGGGACAAAGUCCCCCAAAGAAGUUAUCCAGACAUUAUUAGGGAGAAUAAGGACUUUGAGAAUUAUUAUAAGACUCAAGGAAUAGUUCCAGAAGAUAAAUGGGAUGCAUUUAUUGGUACAAUGAGGACCAACCUACCAGUUGCUUUCCGUAUCACCGGCUCUAAAAUAGAAGCAAAGGCUUUAUUAGAGAUAAUCAAAAGUGACUUUUUUAAAGGAAUUUUGAAUACAAAUUUAAAUGGUGAUAAUGAAAAUUCUAAUGAUGAGGUAAAAACUAUAUUACAUAGUUUACCUUUUUAUCCGGAAGAACUGGCUUGGCAAUUGCAAUUGACUAGAAAAGAUAUCAGACGAUCUGAAGUUUACUUCAGGUUACAUAACUUUCUUAUUGCUGAAACUAACAGUGGUAACAUCAGUAGACAGGAAGUAGUUAGUAUGGUUCCUCCUCUGGUUUUGGAUGUCAAACCUUCACACAAGGUUCUUGAUAUGUGUGCUGCACCUGGAUCAAAGACAGCUCAGCUCAUAGAGAUGAUACACGCAGAUGAGGGAAAUAUUCUUCCAGAGGGUUUUGUGAUAGCCAAUGAUCUUGACAAUAAUCGUUGUUAUAAGCUGGUGCAUCAAGCUAAGAGACUAAACAGUCCAAACAUCCUCAUUACAAAUCACGAUUCAUCUAUAAUGCCCAAUUUUACAAUUACAAAACCAGAUGGUACAAAAGAUAUUUUAAAAUUUGAUAGGAUACUCGCUGAUGUCCCAUGUAGUGGUGAUGGUACAAUGAGAAAGAAUCCAGAUAUAUGGUGCAAAUGGAGUCCUGCUAAUGGCAGUAAUCUCCAUGGAAUUCAAUAUAGGAUAGCAAAACGUGGCUUGGAAUUGCUAACAGUUGGAGGAAGGAUGGUGUAUUCUACUUGUUCAUUAAAUCCUAUUGAAAAUGAAGCAGUACUUCAUAGGAUCCUUCUUGAGACUGGAGAUUCGGUACAAUUAGUGGACUGUAGAGAUUUAGUACCAGGAUUAAUAUGUGACCCGGGUAUCGCACACUGGAAACCGGCAUCUAAAAAUUUACAAUACUAUAAUGUCUGGGAGGAAGUUCCGGAACAGUGGCAGACCCAAAUACGACCGAAAAUGUUUCCUCCAUCAGCGAACGAAGCCCCCAAGUUUCAUCUUGAACGUUGUAUGAGAAUAUUACCACACCAUCAAGAUACUGGAGGCUUUUUUGUGGCUGUACUGGAAAAAAUAAAAUCCUUGCCAUGGGAAAGUGAAACAUUAAGUCAGAACGUUGCUGAUAACAAAAACAAGAAUGAAUUGAGUCUCGAAGAAGAGGCUGCACGAGAUGCAAAACUUCCAGAAAGUGGGAAAAGGCCAUUAGAAGAAGGAAUAAAACCACAAAGGAAACGGAAAAAGAUUGUUGGUUACAGAGAAGAUCCGUUUGUCUUUUUUAAGGACGAAUCUGAAGAUGCAUGGCAAUCUAUUAAAGAUUUUUAUGGUAUAUCUAAUAAUUUGGACCCACGACGUCUGCUGGUAAGAAGUCACGAAGGGAAAAAGAAAAAUAUUUAUUUCACGUCACCAGCGAUUCGCGAUCUAGUGAUAUGUAACGAGAAUAAGGUCAAGCUUAUUAACACCGGCGUUAAGACAUUCGUGCGAUGUGACAAUAAAAAUAUGAAAUUCCGACUUGCUCAAGAAGGAGUACAAAGUAUCGCUGACUAUAUAAGUGAUGAGAGAAAACUUUACGUUUCAAAAGAAGAUUUAAUCAUGCUUUUACAAAACAAUGAUCCACUCACACCACCUGAAAUUGUAAAAUUGAGUUUAGACACUCAGGAACGUCUGAAGAAUUUCGCGACCGGAAGUUGUAUACUGUUAUACAAAGAAGAGAGAACUGACAAUCUGAACCCGCUAAAUCUCAAAAUGGUUGGGUGGAAGGGAAUAAUAUCUCUUAGAGCAUAUGUGCCUACUUGUGACGCGAUUCACUAUUUACGCCUUUUAGGAGCGGAUUGCUCUAAAUUUGAGAAAAAUAAGUUUGAAGAAAGUCGCGCAGCCGUAUCCACUGAAGACGUCAACGACGGUGAAAUUGAAACCGAAGAUUCCAUUAGUGAAGAAACAGUGACGGAGAAUGGCGAUUGCACAGAGAAAAUUGAUGACAUAAAGAUCGAGACAAAUAAAUAACUUGUUACGUCGUAAUUAUGAUUUAACAAGUUCCCUACAUAUAAUGUCUUAUGCACAUUAUUUUCGCUCUGCAAACUAAAUUUAAGUGAAAUAAUUAAAUUAAGUUUUUUAUUUAAAUGGGAACGUUUUUUUCGUCUUCCUUAACGGUGACCGAGCGUUCUGAUGAUGUAAUAACCACUGAGAAUCGUGUUAUAAAUAAGCCGAAUAAAAAUAUGAUUUUAUAGGAUAA